This is a messenger RNA of Carassius auratus (goldfish), 4553 nucleotides long. Its product is annotated as titin-like. Gene Ontology annotation, molecular function: transmembrane signaling receptor activity. The record is from RefSeq and is a predicted model, not a curated record. Gene Ontology annotation, biological process: immune response; cell surface receptor signaling pathway. NCBI's taxonomy places the organism in Eukaryota, Metazoa, Chordata, Actinopteri, Cypriniformes, Cyprinidae. The coding region runs from base 62 to 4135 and encodes 1357 amino acids. Gene Ontology annotation, cellular component: external side of plasma membrane. The transcript is spliced from 23 exons.
GCUUUUCUUACUCAAGCAAGCAAUUUGUUCACUGUUGGCUCUGCUUUGAUUCCAUCUGCAAAUGGAAAGUUUUAAUAUCCUCCUUUUGACAGUGGCAGUGACUGUGCAAGUAACAUCCCACGACAGCACUGGUGAACCUCCUGUUCAGAUUUCAAAGCCAAAGGUUACUUUGAAUCCAUCUCAUGCAGUGCUGUACAGCACAGAGACAGUCACUCUGCACUGUGAGGUACCUGAGGCACCAUCAGGGUUACAAUAUGACUGGUACAAGAACUCUGCUGAUCUUAGUGAACAUCAACCCAGCAUCACUGCGAGAGGCAGUGGAAAAUAUGAAUGCAAAGCAAAAAAAGGAACUUCUGAAUCGGAAAUAAGUGCUAGUUACACUUUAACUCUACAAGAUCCUCCUAAAGCAAAGCUGACUGUGGAUCCUAAAUGGACAGAGUUUUUCCCAAGUGAAAACAUCGAACUGAAGUGUGAAAUUGAAGGUGGUUCUUCAGGCUGGACCUUCGAGUGGAUAAAAGAUACCUGGACUUCAGAAGGCGACAGUGUCCGAGCAAUCACUGUAAAACACCCUGACUCUGGAAAAUAUUCUUGUAGAGGAAAACUCAAAAACAGACAAGUAACAACCCAACAAAGUAAUGCAUUUCAACUGAAUGUCAAAGAUCUGCCUGAACCAAAAAUCCAGUCUGAUUGGACAGAAGCGUUUCCUGGUGAAAAAGUGUAUUUAGAGUGUGUGAUUCAAGGUGUUUCAGAAAACUGGAACUAUAUGUGGUUCAAGGACUCAAGAAGAAUCGUCUCCAGUGAUGAAACAAACAUAAAAGGGAACACUCUCACACUGUCAGUAAAGUCCAGUCAUCACGGGGCCUAUGAGUGCCAAGCUGAGCUGCAGGGCAGAACGGUGUCUACUGCAAGAAGCAAACAACAUUUGUUAACAGUCCAUGAACUGCCUCAGCUGAAAUUGUCAAUAGAGUCUCAAUGGAAUAUGUUUUACCCAACUGAGAAAGUGACUCUGAAGUGUUCAGUUGAUGAAGAGUCAAAUAAAUGGGGCUAUGAAUGGUUUAAAAACAGAGGUUUGCUUAAAAAGGAUAAGGACAUUUCCUUUACUGGAAACACACUCUCCAUCAGCUCAGCAAAAGCGGGUCAUUCAGGACAGUACACCUGCAGAGGAAAACAUCUGACGAGAACAAUGGUGACUACAAGAGAAACUGAAGCUGUGCAACUUCGUAUUCAGGACAUCAAACCAAAACCAACCAUCACAAAACAUGUGUGGUUUGAGUUGUUCUACACUGAGGAUCGAGUCCAGCUUCAUUGUAAUAUGCCAGGAGUAGGUUGGGAAUACCACUGGUAUAAAGGCUCAACCCUUCGGAUCACACAUCCAGAAUUGACCAUAGAUGCAGUAUCUCUGUCUGACCGUGGUAAUUAUCACUGUAAAGCAAAGAGAGGAGACUUCUCAGUGGACAGUGAGACUCUACAAGUGCGAGUUCAGAAACCACCUCAACCACAUAUUCAGUCUGAUUGGACAGAAGCGUUUCCUGGUGAAAAAGUGUCUUUGCAGUGUGUGAUUCGAGAUGUUUCUGAAAACUGGAAUUAUACUUGGUUCAAAGACUCAAGCAAAAUCGACUCCCGUGCUGAAACAAACAUACAAGGGAACAAUCUCACACUGUCAGUAAAGUCCAGUCAUCACGGGGCCUAUGAGUGCCAAGCUGAGCUGCAGGAAAGAAACGUGUCGACUGUAAGAAGCAAACAACAUUUUUUAACAGUCCAUGGAUCACAGCCAACAAUCCUUCUGCAGCAAGAUCCAUCCCACCCAGAGAUCUACACUGGAGAACAAGUCAAACUCACUUGUAGCAUUCAAGAGAAGACUUCAAAAUGGCAAUAUUUUUGGCAAAUAGAUUCACAGCAAGUGAGCACUGUCAACAAUCCCAUUUACACUAUCCAAAAUGCUACAUUAUCUCAAAAAGGGAACUACACUUGCCAAGUAAGAAGGGGAGAGAUGACAUAUGCAAACUCUACAAUAUUGACAAUAAGAGAGCCACCUAAAGCAAAUAUGUCAAUAGAGUCUCAAUGGAAUAUGUUUUACCCAACUGAGAAAGUGACUCUGAAGUGUUCAGUUGAUGAAGAGUCAAAUAAAUGGGGCUAUGAAUGGUUUAAAAACGGAGGUUCGCUUAAAGAUGAUAAGGACAUUUCAGUUUCUAGAAACACACUCUCCAUCAGCUCAGCAAAAGUGGGUCAUUCAGGACAGUACACCUGCAGAGGAAAACAUCUGGCGAGAACAUUGGUGACUACAAGAGAAACUGAAGCUGUGCAACUUCGUAUUCAGGACAUCAAACCAAAACCAAACAUCACAAAACAUGUGUGGUUUGAGUUGUUCUACGCUGAGGAGAAAGUCCAGCUUCAUUGUAAUAUGACAGGAGUAGGUUGGGAAUAUCACUGGUAUAAAGGCUCAACCCUUCGGAUCACACAUCCAGAAUUGACCAUAGAUGCAGUAUCUCUGUCUGACAGUGGUAAUUAUCACUGUAAAGCACAGAGAGGAAACUUCUCAGUGGACAGUGAGACUCUACAAGUGCGUGUUCAGAAACCACCUGAACCACGUAUUCAGUCUGAUUGGACAGAAGCGUUUCCUGGUGAAAAAGUGUCUUUGCAGUGUGUGAUUCAAGAUGUUUCUGAAAACUGGAAUUAUACUUGGUUCAAGGACUCAAGCAAAAUCAUCUCCCGUGCUGAAACAAACAUAAAAGGGAACAAUCUCACACUGUCAGUAAAGUCCAGUCAUCACGGGGCCUAUGAGUGCCAAGCUGAGCUGCAGGGCAGAAACGUGUCGACUUUAAGAAGCAAACAACAUUUGUUAACAGUCCAUGAGCCACCUAAACCAAAUCUGUCAAUAGAGUCUCGAUGGAAUAUGUUUUACCCAACUGAGAAAGUGACUCUGAAGUGUUCAGUUGAUGAAGAAUCAAAUAAAUGGGGCUAUGAAUGGUUUAAAAACGGAGGUUCGCUUAAAAAGGUUGAGGACAUUUCCUUUUCUGGAAACACACUCUCCAUCAGCUCAGCAAAAGCGGGUCAUUCAGGACAGUACACCUGCAGAGGAAAACAUAUGACGAGAACAUUGGUGACUACAAGAGAAACUGAAGCUGUGCAACUUCGUAUUAAAGACAUCACACCAAAACCAAUCAUUAAAAAACAUGAGUGGUUUGAGUUGUUCUACACUGAGGAGCGAGUCAAGUUUGAUUGUAACAUGUCAGGAGUAGGUUGGGAAUACCACUGGCAUAAAGCCGCAAAGCCUCUGAUCAAAAAUUCAGAAUUCACCAUUGACACAGUAUCUCUGACUGACACUGGUGACUAUCACUGCAAAGCACAGAGAGGAGACUUCUCAGUGGACAGUGAGACUCUACCAGUGCGAGUUCAAGCUCGUCCACCAGCAUUUCUGAGUCUGAAGACUGAACUGAUCGACAUCAUGACCGGGGAUGUGACUCUCAGGUGUAACAUCUCAGACGGCAGACAGUGGAACUACACUUGGUUCAUGAACGGACAGCAGCUCAAUGGAUCCUCAGAUGUACUCAAAGUGACAGGAAAUGAAGAAACAAUCAAAAGUGAAUUCAAGUGCAAGGGAAUAAACACAGAGAGACCGCUGUACUCUGCUCUGAGUGACGGCUUCGUAGCCAAUAAUAUUAUAUUUAAAAGGAAAAUACUGCUAGCCAUCGCAGGAUGUCUUGUCUGUUGUAUUUUUAUCCUGAUCAUUGGAUGCAUCAUUCUAAAAAUCACCCAUAAACCAGAGGUAAAAGAAACACCAGAGGAUUUGUUUUUCUCAAUGACAGACUCCAAGAACCAAAUUAUUUCACCCAUGAAGGAGUACAUGGACAACAGACAAACAGAGCUGGAGGAAUCUCAGGGAAAAGCAGAACUAAUCUCUGACUGUGCUUCAGCUGUUCAUCAGGACAGUGUGAUUAAAGAAUCUCAGGAAAAAGCAGAACUAAUCUCCGACUGUGCUUCAGCUGUUCAUGAGGACAGUGUGAUUAAAGAAUCUCAGGGAAAAGCAGAACUAAUCUCCGACUGUGCUUCAGCUGUUCAUGAGGACAGUGUGAUUAAAGAAGAAGACACGUCAGCAACAGUAGCCAAUGGCCUGACAUCAUUCAAAGGACUCUGAAUCAUUUCACCAGAAAUCAACAUGCUCGGAGGCACAGCUACAUUAUAUAUUUUAAAAUGACAGCAUUAGUACAGCACUUUGUCUAACAGGAGCUGCACUUUGUAAAAUUUUGUUUUAUAAUCUGAAAACCAGCUCGUUUGCAAAAAAAAAAAACUAAAAAAACAACAACAAAAAAGUAGAACUGAACUGCAGUGUUGUAGAGACGUACUGUUGUAAAUGAAGACAGUAAUUGUAUGGGGAGAUGAAUAACGGACGGUAAGAAAUUACAAAAUUCAGAAGUUAUUUCUGUACAUAUCUGUACAUAAUAUCUGUUUUAAAAUGUAAAUAUUACAACACAAAACAGAAAGCAAAUAAAGAAAUAAAGAACUAAUGAUAAUAAUUAUUAUUAUUAUUAUGCACUCACUGGAUUAUUUUGCUA